Molecule: messenger RNA, 2357 nt
Organism: Tripterygium wilfordii
Lineage: Eukaryota; Viridiplantae; Streptophyta; Magnoliopsida; Celastrales; Celastraceae
Product: magnesium/proton exchanger
Exons: 10
Coding region: 571-2196 (541 amino acids)
Biological process (GO): transmembrane transport; metal ion transport
Cellular component (GO): membrane
Source: RefSeq, a predicted model, not a curated record
AUAUUUUAGAGUUUAAACAUCUCUGACUCUCUCUAGUACGCACCUCCAUCUCUGCUGCCUUCGUUCAUAUGGAGAUGAUUCCGAUUCAAACAAAGCUUUCUUAAUUCGCAGAUAAUAAAAGAAUCUCCACCAUAAGUCCAAAAUUCUCAUUUUCUUCAUAUGUUUAUCUUCUAAUUGUCUCCGGAAUCUGGACACCACCAGUGACAUCAUCCCUACGCGUCGCCGGAACUCCGCCGGCUGUCGUCCAUCUCCGGUUUACUACGACUUGGAGUGGCAGGUAGAUUUUGGUGAACAGAUGGUGUGUGUUUGCUUGGUGAACAGAAUAGUUUGUCGUUUUCUAUAGAGAGCACAUGGAAAAUCAUGUACUAAUUGCGAUUGGACUGAACUUGCAAGAACUCAAAACUGCCUCAGUUGAAGGUUCCCCUUCACCAGAUGUUAAGUUACUGCUUUGAAAAAGAAUGUUUUGUGGCGCACGCUUGAAUCGCUACUGAAGGCUACAUAAAUAAACUGUUGAGACCAAGCGUGAGUUGUGAUGUCACAGACUUGAACUGUGACUGAAGGUUGAUUUCAAUGGAAUCAGUACAUAGGCAAACCAUUGAGAGCAUAAUUGCAGUUUCCAAUACUUCUGGGGAGGAGAAAUGUGAAAGCUACUUGCUUUUCCAUGGAGAAACUGCUCUGGGGGAAGCAUUUAGGGCCUUUUUAUAUUUCUUUGGUCUUGCUUACUGUUUCAUUGGAUUAUCAGCCAUAACGUCUCGUUUUUUUCGGUCUAUGGAAAAUGUUGUGAAGCAUUCCCGAAAGGUGAUAGAGAUAGAUCCUUGCACUAAUGCUCAAGUUAUUAGAUAUGAAAAGGUGUGGAAUUACACAAUUGCAGACAUUACCCUGCUGGCUUUUGGUACUAGUUUCCCUCAAAUAUCGCUAGCUACUAUUGAUGCUAUACAAAAUCUUGGUCAGCCAUACGCGGGAGGUUUGGGUCCUGGAACACUUGUUGGUUCUGCUGCAUUUGACCUAUUCGCCAUCCAUGCUGUUUGUGUUGUGGUUCCAAGAGCUGGUGAAUUGAAAAAGAUAUCUGAUAUAGGAGUAUGGCUGGUGGAGCUCUUUUGGUCCUUUUGGGCUUAUGUUUGGCUAUACAUAAUAUUAGAGAUAUGGACUCCAAAUGUCAUUACCCUUUGGGAGGCAUUAUUGACUGUACUGCAGUUUGGAUUAUUACUGAUACAUGCUUAUGCCCAAGAUAAGCGUUGGCCCUACUUAUCUUUUCCCUUUGCAAGAACCGAGAGGCCACAGGAAUGGGUGCCAGAAGAGGAAACUUCACCUAUACCUGAAACCGUUGUCCAUGGUGAUUGCUCUGAGAUAUUUCAACACGGGAAAGGUGGAAACAGGGAUCCUGUUGAUAUUUUCUCCAUCCAUUCAAACAUUGAAUCAGGUCCAGUGUAUGAAAAGGUGCCUGUAAAUGAUGAUGAAGCUGAAUCCUCAAACAAAGAUUGUCACAAGGGGCCAUCAGAAAAUCUUCAUGUACUGACACUUUGGAAAGAGCAGUUUGAGGAGGCAUUCAAGUUGGAAAGCCAGGAAUCAAGGAAAUUGGAUAAUAUCUACCUACGGAUUGGAAGAAUUCUUUGGCAAUUACUUCUCGCACCAUGGAGAUUUCUAUUUGCCUUUGUGCCUCCAUAUCACAUCGCUCAUGGUUGGAUUGCCUUUAUUUGUUCUCUAUUAUGGAUCAGUGGGAUAGCCUACAUUGUAACGAAGCUCACAGAUAUCAUAAGUUGUGUUACAGGAAUAAAUGCUUACAUCAUAGCUUUUACGGCAUUGGCAAGUGGAACAUCUUGGCCAGAUUUGGUGGCAAGUAAGAUUGCUGCUGAACGGCAGACAACAGCAGACUCUGCUAUCGCAAACAUCACGUGCAGCAAUUCAGUGAAUAUAUACAUCGGCAUUGGCAUUCCAUGGCUGAUUGACACUGCAUACAAUUUCUUCAUGUAUAGAGAACCACUGCGAAUUGAAAACGCCGGGGGGCUCAGCUUCUCAUUGCUUGUUUUCUUCUCAACUUCUGUAGGCUGUAUAUCGGUUCUUGUCCUCAGGCGUUUAACUCUGGGAGCAGAGCUUGGGGGACCAAGAGUAUGGGCCUGGGUGACUUGUGUCUACUUCAUGCUGCUUUGGGUCAUUUUUGUUGUGCUAUCCUCUCUCAGAGUUUCUGGCAUCAUAUGAGAUUCUUCUUAUUAUGUUUUCUCACCACUUAGUCAUUUACCUAUUCUGAUAACAUGAUUGUGUUUUUUUUGAAGAAAUCUUCAUCUGUAUUACCAUUCCAUAGCAUGAACAACCAUCUAUCACAGUUUUACGAUAGCAUUCGAAUAUUGUGCAGACUGAUA